UGGGGAAGCAAAGCUGAGGAGUUAAUCAGCAGGUGUGGAACAACUGCAGCCUCAUGCUCUUUCAUGAACUUGUGUCGCUCUCUCUCUCUCUCUCUCUCUCUCUCUUUAGUCUUAUCUGCUGCAUUUUCUGCAAAUUUGUGUAUAUAUAUAAUCCCAUGGGAAGAAAAGCACAUGGAAUAGAGCAGACAAGUGAGGCGUCUUCCCCAGAGAGAGAGAGAGAGAGAGAGAGUAGGCAAGUGAGGUAAGAGAGACAAAGAAAGGGCUUUUUACUGCAAUACUUAUCUAUGGAGGUCGGAAGGAACUUGAUUUCUUCGUCUCAGUCAUUUCCUCCGAGAAUUCAUCGAAAUUAUCCUCUUUCUGUUUUGAUGCUUCAUGAGCAAGUUGCUCCUGCUGUUACUUCUAUGCCUACUGGUGUAGCUCAACAUUUUCCUGCCUCAGUUCUUUUACAAGAGCAUCGUGAUGAGUAUAGAUCUAUCAUGUACAUGAGGAAGGAAGAGAGACCAUCACAGGCUUCAUUAGAUAGAGGACGGAUGGAGAUGAGGAUUUCAGUCCUUGAGAAUAAAACUGAUGAUUCUGACGAAUGCAUGAAGGAUCUGGGACGCCGGUUGCUUCACUGGCCUGUAUUAUCAUAUUUAUUGCCAUCUUUACAGCCACAUGAAAAUUCAUCUACAUACUUGACUAUGCAAUAUCCUACAGUUAAUACAGAGAAAUUUUUGGAUUCUGAACCACGAGAUGUGGUCAGCUUUGCUGAGAAAGCUUUGUUAGCCUCAAAACAAGCAGCCUCAUUAGAACAGGUAUUCGAAGAAUUGGGGGCUGAUGUUUGUGAAUCUGUCUCUCCUAGUUUGGGGCGCACAAGUUCACCUGAUUUUCCGUUUGAGGAGAAGAAAACAGUGAGGUCAACACGGCGUCUUGAGAGGAAAUCUAAGAAAAGGGGGGUACCAAAACCAAGAGUUAUGGUCUUAAAGACUUCCAGUUCUAGGAGGGCAGAUUUAAAAAAAAAGCUAAAUGAAAGAUUUGACCAUGAUGAUCCCCUUCGGUUGUUUCUGUGGGGUCCUGAAACAAAACAACUUUUGACCAUUAAAGAAGAAUCCAAACUGAUUGUUCAGAUACAAAAUUUAAUGAGACUGGAAGAGGUAAAGAGUAGGCUUCAAUCUCAAUUUGACCGGGAACCAACACUGAUUGAAUGGGCUGGGGCUGUUGGGAUUAGCUGUCCUGUCUUGCAGUCUCAAGUGCGUUCUGGUAACAACAGCCGGGAAAAGUUGAUCAAUGCAAAUUUACGUUUGGUGGUUCACAUUGCUAAACAAUAUCAGGGGCGUGGCCUCGGCCUUCAGGAUUUAUUGCAGGAGGGAAGUAUGGGUCUUAUGAAGAGUGUUGAGAAGUUCAAGCCUCAAGCUGGUUGCCGAUUUCCUACGUAUGCAUACUGGUGGAUAAGGCAAGCUGUAAGGAAGGCCAUACUUCAACAUUCUAGGAUGAUACGUUUGCCGGAAAAUGUAUACGGCCUCUUAGGCAAGGUAAAGGAGGCAGAGAGAUCUUACAUUCAGGAAGGACAUCAUAAUCCAACUAGUGAGGAAAUUGCAGCACGUGCUGGGAUCACAGUUGAGAAGUUGCAAAGAUUGCUAUUUUAUACAAGAAGGCCUCUUUCAAUGCAACAGCUUGUGUGGGCAGACCAAGAUACCACUUUUCAGGAAAUCACAGCAGACAACAAGGUUGAGAUCCCAGGUGUGAGUGUGGCCAAGGAGUUGAUGAGGCAGCAUGUGAGGAACCUCCUUGGCGUUCUCCCUACUAGAGAGAGGCAGAUCAUCAGACUGAGGUAUGGCAUUUUAGAUGGCAAACAGAAAACCUUGUCUGAAGUUGGGGGUAUGCUCGGGUUUUCAAAAGAAAGGAUCCGACAGUUGGAGAACAGAGCAAUGGACAAGCUUAGGAAAUGCCUUGGCAGCCAUGGACUUGGGGCAUAUACAGAUUUGCUUAUUUAGACCUAGUAGAGUAAGACAUGGUUUAGCUGUUUAGCUAGGAGAGAAAAUAAGCUCAUAAGCGUUUGUGGCUUUACAAUGUGAAUCUGUACAUGUGCAUUAUCUUGAAAGAUGCAACUUCAAUUGACAUGAAUUUGUGAACACUGAGCUUGAAUGAUGAUGGGGAGAUUUUCUCCUAAUGAAAGAAGAUAACCUUAAUGAGGACGUUGUGAUGAUUGAUAUGAA
Molecule: messenger RNA, 2195 nt
Organism: Malania oleifera
Lineage: Eukaryota; Viridiplantae; Streptophyta; Magnoliopsida; Santalales; Ximeniaceae
Product: RNA polymerase sigma factor sigF, chloroplastic
Exons: 9
Coding region: 285-1973 (562 amino acids)
Biological process (GO): regulation of DNA-templated transcription; DNA-templated transcription initiation
Molecular function (GO): DNA-binding transcription factor activity
Source: RefSeq, a predicted model, not a curated record